CCCCACAAUCCAUUCGCGCCAGGUUGACUUAAAACAUCCAGCACGUAUUGUCUACCAAUUGACUCCAAUCUCUCACUAUGGCACCAAAUUACCCACAACGCAAGAUCGGAAACGACAAUGUCUCUGCUGAGGGGCUCGGAUGCAUGGGCAUGUCGUUUGCCUACACCUCAUUCGGCGGAUACGACAACGAGCAGUCGUACAAGGUGUUGACGAAAGCUGCCGACCUGGGCGUGAACCUCUGGGACACGAGCGACAUCUACGGCCCUCACACCAACGAACAGCUCAUCGGCAAAUGGUUCAAGGAGACUGGACGCAGAGACGAAAUCUUCCUCUGCACCAAGUUCGGUAACCUUCGCAUCGACGGGAAGCCGGCUGUGAGAGGCGACUUUGACUACGUCAAGGAAGCAUGCCAGGCCAGCUUGGAUCGACUUAACACCGAUCACAUCGACCUGUACUAUCAACAUCGUGUUGACGACAAGGUCCCCAUCGAAGAGACUGUGCGAGCGAUGGUAGAGUUGAAGAACGAGGGCAAGAUCAGGUACCUCGGACUGUCGGAAUGCUCGGCAAAGACACUGAGGAGGGCAUACGCCGUGCACCCCAUUGCCGCCGCUCAGAUGGAGUUCAGCCCCUUCGCGUUGGAGAUCGAGUCCGAGCAGACUGAGUUUUUGAAGACGGCGCGAGAGCUGGGAGUCAAGAUCAUCGCGUACUCGCCUAUUGGCCGUGGCUUCCUGACGAACACGAUCAAGAGUCGCAAGGACUUUGAUGAGGGUGACAACCGCCUUCAGCACCCUCGAUUCAGCGAAGAGAACUUUGGCGCGAAUCUCAACCUGGUACAGAAGCUGGCGGACAUUGCGGAGAAGAAGGGAUGCAGCGCGGGACAAUUGUCUCUGGCGUGGGUACUUGCGCAAGGCGAGGACUUUAUCCCGAUUCCGGGCACCAAGCGAGAGAAAUACCUCGAGGAGAAUGCGAAGGCGGUCAAUGUGACAUUGAGCAAGCAAGAAGAAAGCGAGAUUCGCAAGGCCAUUGAGAGCGUCGGAGGCUCGAAGGGAUCUCGUUACCCAGAAGCCAUGAUGUCCCGGUUGUUCGGUGACAGUGCUCCCCAGAAGGCCUAAGGGCACCGCCGCGGCGGUGACCGGGGGGAACAUGUGACGCAAAGACGAGUGGAAAUGAACAGCGUCUCAGCACGCGCGCACAUGGCUGCAGGAAAUGCGGUUACACAACAUGAAUCUACCAGACCCCACCGAGUCUUCCACUCCACCGCGUCUAUCAGCAUCGAAUCAAUGUACAUCGUGGAAGGGGAGACUGCCCAAAGCAUCUGACUGUCGCCUUGCGUCGCCGUUUGUUUCAGGUGAGUUUGCAUGUUCCACAGACACCCCGACCCUGCAUGGUCGCUCCUUCCUCGACAAGGCUAUAAGCGCGAAUCACGAUCAUCACACAACAAUAAUAAAGCC
This is a messenger RNA of Neohortaea acidophila, 1451 nucleotides long. Its product is annotated as aldo-keto reductase. Lineage: Eukaryota; Fungi; Ascomycota; Dothideomycetes; Mycosphaerellales; Teratosphaeriaceae. The coding region runs from base 78 to 1112 and encodes 344 amino acids. Gene Ontology annotation, cellular component: cytoplasm. The record is from RefSeq and is a predicted model, not a curated record. The transcript is spliced from 3 exons.